UAUAUAAAAGCCUCAUAACAUGCCUAGGAUUCAACAACAGACUUGAGUACCUUGAGAAGCUGCUUUUCUCUGAGCACUAGAUACAACAACAUCCACAACUAUGUCUUCCCAUCAACAGAAGCAGCCCAGUGUCAUACCCCCUCAGCUCCAGCAGCAGCAGGUGAAACAGCCCUGCCAGCCACCUCCCCAGAAGCCAUUUGUCCCUCACACCAAGGAGCCAUGCGACCCUCAGGUCCCAGGGACAGGCACCACCAAGCUGCCAGAGCCAUGCUACCCUGAGGUCUCAGUGCCAAGCCAUCCUCAGGUCCCAGGGACAGGCACCACCAAGCUGCCAGAGCCAUGCUACCCUGAGGUCUCAAUGCCAAGCCAUCCUAAAGUCCCAGGAACAGGAACCACCAAGUUGCCAGAGCCAUGCUACCCUGAGGUCUCAGUGCCAAGCCAUCCUAAGGUCCCAGGAACAGGAACCACCAAGUUGCCAGAGCCAUGCUACCCUGAGGUCUCAGUGCCAAACCAGCCUCAAGUCCCAGGGACAGGCAGCAUCAAGGUUCCAGGGCCACACUACCCUCAGGUCCCAGUGCCAAGCCAUCCUCAGGUCCCAGGGACAGGAACCACCAAGGUUCCAGGGCCCUAUCCCACCACAGUUACUCCACCUCUUACCCAAGAGAAGUACCCACAGGUUCCCAAGACCAAGCAGAAGUAAGAUGACCCAAGAUCUCAUCCUCAGACUCCAUGGGACAAACUUCUGAUUGCUGAAAUUCCCUUUUUCAUUUGCUGUCAAGCCUAAAUGCUUCUGCUAUCCCCCUUAGAAGUUCUGAACCUGUAAUUCACAUGCUGAAAUGAAUUAGCAAAAUGGCUUUCCUUCAUUUGUUAAUUGAAAACAUUUAGCACUGACUCUUGUCCCCAUCCUGAGAUGCUUAAAUGUCUGGCUCAGGCUGAAGAUAUAGAUAGCUUCCCAAGUUGUCAAGGCUCUACAGAGGAUAAAUUCAGAAGACACUAAAUCUUCCUCUCUCUGCCUUCAUUAAAGUCACUA
Molecule: messenger RNA, 1030 nt
Organism: Antechinus flavipes (yellow-footed antechinus)
Lineage: Eukaryota; Metazoa; Chordata; Mammalia; Dasyuromorphia; Dasyuridae
Product: cornifin alpha-like
Exons: 2
Coding region: 101-700 (199 amino acids)
Source: RefSeq, a predicted model, not a curated record